Messenger RNA from Lethenteron reissneri (Far Eastern brook lamprey), 1437 nucleotides. RefSeq names its product LIM and senescent cell antigen-like-containing domain protein 1. Gene Ontology annotation, biological process: cell-cell junction organization; cell-cell adhesion; positive regulation of integrin-mediated signaling pathway. The record is from RefSeq and is a predicted model, not a curated record. Gene Ontology annotation, cellular component: cytoplasm; cell-cell junction; focal adhesion. NCBI's taxonomy places the organism in Eukaryota, Metazoa, Chordata, Hyperoartia, Petromyzontiformes, Petromyzontidae.
CCUGAGCGGUGAGUGAGUUGCGCGUGGCGAGUCGAAGGCGUCCGCUGGUUUUGGGGGGGUCCACACCGCCCCCCACCCCUCACCCCCCCCGUUAAUUACCGUAAUUACCGUAAUCACCGCAGUCGUCGUGGUCAUUAGCGGGGUGCUGGUGGUGGUUGUGGUGGUGAGGGGGGCCACUGGGGAAGUGAGGAGCAGCGACUACAACGAGGAAUACGGGCAGGUGUGGUGAACAUGGCUGCCCCCCCACAGCUACAGGAGCUGGAGAGUUCCCUCCUGUAUCGGAGGAGACACAAACACGGCGAUGUGGCGGAGGAGCGGCCCAGCCUCGUUGGAGGACCCCCAGGGUCUGCUGCUGCUGCUGCUGCUGCGUGUGGGUUGUGCUCCCUGCCACUGGAGCCGGCCUCUCCACUCGUGGCGUCCAUGGGGCGCCUCUUCCACCCCCGCUGCUUCGUGUGCGCCCAGUGCUUCCAGACCUUCCCAGACGGACUCUUCUACGAGUUCGAGGGGAGGCGAUACUGUGAGCACGAUUUCCAAAUGCUCUUUGCUCCGUGCUGCGGAGAGUGCGGGGAGUUCAUAGCGGGCCGUGUGAUUCGUGCUGCGGGCAGCGCCUGGCACCCGGCCUGCUUCUCCUGCCGGCGCUGCCGCUCCCCGCUGGCGGACGCCGGGUUCGUGCGCGCCGACGGCAGCAACCUGUGCCACGCGUGUGGUGAUGAGCAGCGGUGGCGAGGCUCCCAGCGCCACCGCUGCCACCGCUGCCACCGUUCCAUCGACGAAGAGCCCCUCUUGGUGGGCGGAGAGCCUCACCACGCUCACCACUUCAACUGCUCCCAGUGUGGCAAGGAGCUGAGUGCCGGUGCGGCGCGUGAGGCUCCCGGCGUCGCCGCGGGGCCGCUGCUGCUGUGCCUGCCAUGCCACGACAAGAGCGCCGUGCCCAUCUGUGCCGCCUGCCGCAGGCCCGUGGAGGAGCGAGUCGUCAACGCGCUGGGCAAGCAGUGGCACGUGGAGCACUUUGUGUGCGCCAGGUGUGAGAAGCCGUUCUUUGGCACCCGCCACUACGAGCGGAGGGGGCUGGCGUACUGCGAGUCUCACUACAACCAGAUGUUUGGAGACGUCUGCUACCACUGCAACCACGUCAUCGGAGGGGAUGUGGUGUCUGCGCUGAACAAGGCCUGGUGCAUCUCCUGCUUCUGCUGCUCCACGUGUAGCACCCGUCUCACGCUCAAGAACCGCUUUGUGGAGUUCGACAUGAAGCCCGUGUGCAAGCGCUGCUACGAGAAGUUUCCCCUCGAGAUGAAGAAACGCCUCAAGCGCCUCUCGCGCAUGGCCGUGAGCAAGUGACGUGACGUUGGGAAGGGGAGGCAACUUCAUGGCUGACAAGGGGGGCGACUUUAUGGCUGACAAAGGGGGCGACAAGAUGGCUGACGAGGGGGGUGACAA